This is a messenger RNA of Formica exsecta, 4038 nucleotides long. It is a transcript of the gene ush, whose product is annotated as zinc finger protein ush. NCBI's taxonomy places the organism in Eukaryota, Metazoa, Arthropoda, Insecta, Hymenoptera, Formicidae. Gene Ontology annotation, molecular function: RNA polymerase II-specific DNA-binding transcription factor binding. The record is from RefSeq and is a predicted model, not a curated record. The transcript is spliced from 10 exons. Gene Ontology annotation, biological process: positive regulation of transcription by RNA polymerase II; heart development; negative regulation of transcription by RNA polymerase II. Gene Ontology annotation, cellular component: nucleus. The coding region runs from base 401 to 3250 and encodes 949 amino acids.
GUGCGUGUCCGCGUUUUCACGGAAGCGCCGCGCUACCGGCGUCGUCGAUCGCUCACAUCGCGACACAUUGUCCGUCCGUCGCGACGUCGCCUUCUCGCGUUACGUUACACUACGUUCUCCCUCGGGUCUCGCCGGGAAAGAGAGUGCGUAGAUAUCUCCAUCUCGCUCCCCCUUCCCCCGAUCCCUAUCUAUCCCAUAUAAUCGUUCGUGUAUCGCUACUUUGCUGUUUUUGUCGCCUCUUGUCGCCCUCCCCCCGUCUCUAUCCCGUGUGUUUGUGCGAUUUUGUUGAUCGUCUCAUCAUCAGCGUCUUGUGCUCCCAUCGUCAUCGUCACCAUCAUCAUCGUCGCCAACAUCACGCUGCACCCACGCUGCAACGCGACAUGUUCACGAUGGACGGGUGAUGUCGCAGAGCGCAGAGGAUGUCACGUCGCAAGCAGAGCAACCCCAAGCCGCUGAAACGAGCAGCUUAGGACAAACGAGAGAGGAGGAGGAGGCAUCAGACGAUCGUAAAGGGGAGGAUGAGGAAUGGAGUGACUCGGAGAAGACCCCGUCGGUGAGCAGCGGCGUGGACGGUGGCGGAUCCGCGGUGUCGAGUCCAAUCGCGCCACCGGUGGUUGAAGAAGACUCGAGUUUACCGCCCCCUCCGAGACUCAACCCCCCAUCAUCCUCGACCAGCUCCUCCGCCAGCGAAGAUAUCAGACUGCGCCUAAGUGUGCUUUCGGAGGAUACUAGGAAGCGUCUGGUCAGUCUUACCGAGGACAUCGAGAUUGCCAGGGGUAUACGAGACCGCCAUGCGCCGUCGUCCAGAAGCGCGCGGACGCGGGAGUCGAGUCCCAAGGACGUCGACGAGGAUCAACAGGCUGUUAAGGAGGACGAGUGCCAGCCGAGGCCGUCGUCCUCGUCAUCAUCGUCCACCGCCAUCAGGAGACGGGACUCCGUCUGUCGCAGGGACUCGGAGGACUCCGUCACCGCGGUGGCCACCGAGGCCAAGAGGAUGAGACUCGACGACGAGGCAGCACCAAGACUGAGACUCAAUGCUAGUCUGGCGACGGAUCCCGCACUGCGACCCGCCGCUGUCGCCGCGCUUACCGUGAAGCCCGAGAACACGUCGCCGCCGAACCAGACGCCGCCGCUUCCAGCCGGGCUUCAGAACGCCAUCGCAUCGGGUCGGCUGUUCGUCCUGCCGACCGAUGGCAAGGAAACGAUCACGGUGGAGCCGGCUAGGCCGCCACCGACCGCCCUGAUCUGCCCACCGUGCGGCAUCCGGUUCAGUUCGGCGAGCACCCUCGAGGCCCAUCGUACCUUCUACUGCGCCCAUCGACCGCGCGCUGACGAAGACGCGACGAACGACGAGGACGACGACGGCAAGUCCGGCGGCAAGUUCGAGGUGCGAAAGGCGUAUGCGUGUCCGCACUGCUCGUACAGCGCCGACAAGAAGGUGUCUCUGAAUCGUCACAUGCGGAUGCACGCGGCCUCGCCGGCGCCGUCGACGAUACCAACGGCAGCGACGGCGGUGUCGGCGAACCCGAACUCCUCGACGGGCAACCCUCCCGGUCAGACCGCCGCAUCUAACGGUUCUUUGAACGAGGAGGCCGAAAGAUACUGCAGGAAUUGUGACAUUAGGUUCAGCUCCUUGAAGACGUACAGGGCGCACAAGACACAUUAUUGCAGCACCAGGCACGUGGUGAAGGACACGUUACCGACGCCCACGGCAACGUCGGCGUCCUCGGUGAAAGCAUCACCGCCGACCAGCUCGAGUCCCGGUGAUUCGCCGCCUCCUCAGCCGUGCCUGGCGCUACCUACCAAUCCCAUCCUUAUCGUACCAUAUUCGUUGUUUCGCGGCGCGAGCGUCCUCGCCGCGCCGGCACUUCCGGCCCCUGACACAGCGUGCUUCCUUUUGCCAAACGGUUCCCUUCAACCAAUGACGAGGGGUCUCACUCCGACAACACAGAACGCGGUAGUAGAGCCGCCAGCUGUACUAAGAGCAGCGAAUAAACCCUCGACGCCAGCGUCGGUUGUGGCAACAUCUACGUCGCCAUCUGCUUCGGCGCCCCUUGAUCUCAGCGUACGCAGAUCACCGGUGCACCAAGACGAGAAGGAGAACAGGAUGUCGCCAACACCGUCGUCCCUGCCGCCACCUCCGGGCAGUCCCAGAUCCAGGGGCAGCGGUAGUCCUAGAACGAGAUCCAUCGGUCCGGCGCAGACGGUCGCCGUCGCGCCACCCCCGCCCACGGAGCUCGCCCUGAGACUCGCCGAGCUGCCGCCACCCCCUGUUCCCGGAGUACUCGUCAAACAAGGCGUCUCCAGGUGCAAGGAAUGCAAUAUCGUGUUCUGUAGACACGAGAAUUUUGUCGCUCAUAAGAAGCAUUACUGCCAGGCAAGGGAGACGACGGUGAGCAACAGUCCACCACCCCCUGGCACGCCCCCGCCACCCAUCUGCGUCCAGCUCAUCUGCGCCGCGUGCGGCAUCAAAUUCGCUUCCAUGGACAAUCUGGUCGCUCACCAGGCGUUUUACUGUCCUAAAAGGCCCGAACCACAGGAGCAUCACACGCGGUGUUCUAAGUGCAAGGCGAUAAUAGAACCCGGCGGCAAUCAUACCUGCGCCAGUGGUACGACUGGUGGUUGGCGAUGUCCGGUUUGCGGUGCCGUCAGCCCCACGGCCGGUGCUGCCCAGCGUCACAUGGAUGCCCACCAAGGUGUCAAGGCCUUUCGAUGCACGAUCUGCCGUUACAAAGGCAAUACUCUACGCGGUAUGAGGACCCAUAUAAGGAUGCACUUUGAGAAGCGCGGCACUGAUCUACAGGAAGAGAAUUACAUAACGUGCGUACUGGAUGACGAGGCGACGCUCCCGACACCGGAGCCUGCGGCCGCCACGACGCCGGAGGAGAUUCCCGCAGAGAUCCAGGUGAAUGGCAAGACGGAGAUACGGAAGAGCCCGCAACCGCCGCCGCCGCCGCCGCCGCCACCGCCUCCGCUGGUGCCGGCAAUCGCUAGCAAGGUGAAGCAGGAACGCGAAGACACGCCACCGCCGGAGGAGAGUUUGGACCCCAGCAAAAGCGGUCCUCGCUACUGUCGCUCCUGCGACAUCAGUUUUAAUUAUUUGAGCACCUUUAUCGCUCAUAAGAAAUUUUACUGCUCGAGUCACGCCGGUGAGGCGAGUAAUAAUAAUAAUAACAACAACAAUAACAAUAAUGCUAGCGGUCAUCCGACACCUCCGCCAACUGGCAGGACUGAGGCGUCGGUGCUGUAAAAUUCCAUGAAAUUUUGUAAUCGCAACAAGAUCAUUUCUCUGCCGUUCGUUUUUCUUCCGAGAAAAAAUAAAUAUAAUGUAUGCUUUAAAAUAUUUGAAAAAUUGAUUCUCUCGACAAGUAUACACAAUUUUUCUCGAUGGAACCAAUUUUUUGUUAGAUAAAUAAUAAACUACAUUAUAUUCUUAAAAGCUAAUGUGUGGUCAAAUUACUUCUAAGUGAGUUUAUUUCAGUGGAAACAUCACAUUUUGGGGGGAAUUUUUAGGAAGAGAAAUGAAACACGAGAGAUGCGAUGACCGCCUAAACGGGGACUAUUAAUUGUUGCCAGUUUAUACAUAUAAUGAAGGACUAUCGGACUUCUUAAUUGACUGCUACGUUGUGUGAUUUUUGUUGAUCCAGGGAAUCGUUCGUACUUAUUAUAAGCCGAAGGUAUCUAUAUGUACAUAUAAUAUAUAUAUGCGUAUGCGCAAGGGUGAGCUCGCAGGAAUAGAGAAUGUGCAAACAGAGCCGUAAUUAGAUAAUUAUAUAUAAAUUAAUAUAUAAUCUACAUAUGUAUACGCGAUAAUGAAAUAAACUUUAACGAUGCAAUUGUAUAAAAAAGCUUUAAUUUUGUUCUCGUAUAAGAAACUAAUAGCGAAUUUGAUUGGAUGUACUAGUGAGCACUGGUGCACAUAAAGAUUAUUAUACACAAAUUUACGAUGAUAACAUAAGUAAUUAAAAAAGUAAAAUAAUUAAUACUAAACUAUUAUUAUUGCUGUUCGAAUAAUGAUAAUAAUAACAUACAUAUUAU